Messenger RNA from Lates calcarifer (barramundi perch), 871 nucleotides. It is a transcript of the gene pfdn5, whose product is annotated as prefoldin 5. Gene Ontology annotation, cellular component: prefoldin complex; cytoplasm. Lineage: Eukaryota; Metazoa; Chordata; Actinopteri; Centropomidae. The transcript is spliced from 6 exons. The record is from RefSeq and is a predicted model, not a curated record. Bases 71 to 538 code for a protein of 155 amino acids. Gene Ontology annotation, biological process: regulation of DNA-templated transcription; protein folding.
AUUAAUAACGGUCCUUCAGCUUCACCCGGAAACACACUCUCAAAGGGUCAUCUAGCAUCGCGCUUCCAACAUGGCGGUGAACCUCACAGACCUCACCUUGCCUCAGUUAGAGGGACUGAAAACCCAACUAGAUCAGGAGAUUGAGUUCUUGACAUCUUCAAUAGGUCAGCUCAAAGUUGUCCAGACCAAGUAUGUUGAAGCAAAAGAUAGUUUGAAUGUUCUGAACAAAAACAAUAAAGGGAAAGAAUUGCUUGUGCCUCUCACCAGUUCUAUGUAUGUCCCUGGAACAUUAAAUGACGUGGAACAUGUUUUAGUGGAUGUGGGGACAGGAUAUUAUGUUGAAAAGAAUGUGGAAGACUCAAAGGCAUUCUUCAAGCGCAAAAUAGACUUCCUCACAAAGCAGAUAGAGAAAAUUCAGCCAGCCCUUCAGGAAAAACAUGCGAUGAAACAAGCUGUGAUUGAAGUCAUGAAUGUGAAGAUCCAGCAGCUACAACAGAGCCAACAGACUUCACAGAUGGUUGGGACCACCAAAGCUUAAUGAGAAAACACCUGCUCUUCAUGGCUGGGGGGAAUUUUUAUGUUUGUGUACAAAAAAACUCUUACAUCUGUCAUUGUAGGACAAGAAAAUGCCCUUCAUUAACCUGAAUGAAGCCACAUUACAUAGUGAAGAAUAAAAAAUAAAUGUUUUUGUUUCUAUGUGAAGUUAGUGCACAAACCUGGUCACUAGUAAAGUAUAAGUAGAUUAUUGUCAAGGCAAAGCAAUCAUGUGUACUUGGUCAAUUUUUACAUUAAUUUAAUUGGGUUUGCAUAAUUAAAAAUGCCACUGUGCAUUCAAGAACACUGGAGUUUUCUUACUCCUGUAUUUCCAUUA